Fraxinus pennsylvanica is the source of this 837-nucleotide messenger RNA. Lineage: Eukaryota; Viridiplantae; Streptophyta; Magnoliopsida; Lamiales; Oleaceae. The record is from the annotation of a GenBank genome assembly.
AUGACAGUGAAGGGUGGUACGAGCCCGGCAUGUGCUGCUUGUAAGUACCAGAGGAGAAAGUGUUCAUCAGAUUGCCCUCUUGCACCUUAUUUCCCGUCAAAUCAAUCCAAAAUCUUUCAGAAUGUGCAUCGGCUUUUUGGUGUGUCUAACAUUACGAAGAUUCUAGGGAACUUGGAUACGAAGGAACAGAAAGAAGACGCGAUGAAAUCCAUUAUCUACGAGUCUGAUAUGCGUGAGAGGUUUCCUGUUUACGGCUGUUCUGUGAUCAUAUGUCAAUUGCGUCUACAGUUGCAGCAUGCGCUUGAAGAACUUCGAUGUGUUUAUUCGCAGCUCGAAACCUACAAGCAACAGUUCAACAAGCCUUUAGGAUCCACCUCACACUACUCGUCUCCACCACAGCUAGAUUUCAGUAUCUAUUCAAAUACUGAUGUAUCUCAGACAUUUCAACCGGAAAACGAGAUGAUUAAUUAUGCGGUGAAUAAUCAGUUUUUUGCGAAUGAAAGUAUUGGUUUUUAUGCUGAAUCUAGUAACGCUAUGACCAGACCAACGUUGGGCUUUGAUCCUUACUGUGAUAUGAACUGUAACCAAUCUAUAACACUUCAAACACAAAUGGAUGCAUAUGAGAUCCGACAAGAACAAGAAAUUUCGCAAGACUACGAGUACCUACACUUUGACACUGCAGCUGAUGAUAGACAAUCUUAUAUCGAAACCAGGGGUGUAUGUGAGUCAAGCUCGGAAUCAUCAAUGAAGGUUGCAACACAGUCGCCGAGCGAGCAAGUAUCCCAAAGGGAGCUCAGGAACGCUGCUGCAUGUUUUAGCCUCACUACUGUCAAUUAG